Lolium perenne is the source of this 387-nucleotide messenger RNA. The record is from RefSeq and is a predicted model, not a curated record. NCBI's taxonomy places the organism in Eukaryota, Viridiplantae, Streptophyta, Magnoliopsida, Poales, Poaceae.
AUGGGAACGCCCCCCCGUUGCUGCGGCGCUUGGGCUGGCGGGGCGGACGGUGGCCACUGCGGCCGUGGCUGGGCCGGCGCCGGCGGAGGCUGCAGCGGAACGCCCGUGAAGGGCGGAACCCACGGUGCGAGCGUCGGCACGGAGAAGAUGGCCGGCUGCGGCGGCGUCGGGGCCCCGGGAACCGAUCAAGAAGAGGCGGAUGCCUUGAACCGCGGUGACGAGGUCGUUGACGACCCCGCUCAUCCGCUCGGGCGUGUAGAUGACGGGCGCCAGCGCGGCGGAGCCCGGCUGUCGUGGCGGCCGCUGGAGAACGCGCCGUGGUGGCGGCGGCCGAAGGAACGGGCGGAGGCGCGGACGACGUGGUGGUGGGCGGCGGAGACGACAUGA